AGCCUAAGGUUGCAGAGACUGACCCCCGUCCCCUCCCCCACAGUGUUGGCUCCUCCCACAGCGACAAACCUUCCGUUGUGCCGUCUGUGGAGAGGCUUCUACUGUGCAGCUCGGAGGCUUCAGGACGAGUCCAAGUCUGACAGAGCCUCCUCCUCCUCGUCUUCACCGUCGUCCUCGAGCUUCCACCAGCACUACCAGGCACACUCGGCCGAGCAGGACUCCGCCUCCCAGCAUCCGUCUGACGCUGGAGCGGAGGGGUCCAGCUCCAGUGCUGACGACCAGAGCGAAGACCAGGAUGAAGAGUAUGAGUCCGAGGAGCAGCUGCAGGCUCGGAUCCUGACCGCCGCUCUGGAGUUUGUCCCGCUGCACGGCUGGUCCAUGGAAGCCAUUGCAGCCGGCGCCGAGUCUCUGGGUCUGUCCUCCGCCUCCACCGGCAUGUUCACCAACGGAUCAGGAGACCUGGUUCUGCAUUUCAUUGCUGACUGCAACGCCAAGCUGACUGAGAUCCUGGCGGAGCAGCACAACCGGGUCCAGCUGGGCCAGGCUGAGUACGUCCUGCAGGCCCGUCCACUCCUGACUGACCUGAGUUCAUGCUUACGUCAGGGUACCACAGCUCUUACGUUAAGAAGAGAGAUUGAAAGAGAAUUAUGAAGAGCAAGAAUGAACAACAACAGCAUAACAUUAAAUAAAUACAUUUAAAGUUUA
Molecule: messenger RNA, 705 nt
Organism: Oryzias melastigma (Indian medaka)
Lineage: Eukaryota; Metazoa; Chordata; Actinopteri; Beloniformes; Adrianichthyidae
Product: ubiquinone biosynthesis protein COQ9, mitochondrial-like
Exons: 3
Biological process (GO): ubiquinone biosynthetic process
Cellular component (GO): mitochondrial inner membrane
Molecular function (GO): lipid binding
Source: RefSeq, a predicted model, not a curated record